AUGAAGAUCUCUUUGAGGCUUCUCGUCGGUAGACUAACGCAGUGCAUAGGCAAGACCUCGUCUGCGCUCUGCUUCUUCCUGUACUUUAUGCUCAACUGGAGCUACACGACCGCCGUAUUCACCGAUCCCGGAUCGCCGCUGAACAUGACAAGUGGUUAUAGCCAACUACCCACGCAAGAAGGAGGAGGCUUGCAAUACACAUCGUUCACGGUCAAGGCAUCUACAGGCGACAUACGCUACUGCAAGAAGUGUCAAGCGCAGAAGCCAGACCGCGCACACCACUGCUCGAGCUGCAAGCGGUGUGUGCUCAAGAUGGACCACCAUUGCCCGUGGCUAGCGGCGUGCGUGGGACUGUACAACUACAAAGCCUUCCUCCUUUUCCUGAUCUAUUUGACAUUCUUCUGUUGGGUUUGCUUCGCAACGUCGGCAACCUGGGUGUGGAGUGAGAUUUUGAACGACGUGAACUACACGGAGUCAUUCAUGCCGGUCAACUAUGUCUUGCUUGCUGUUCUUUCUGGCAUCAUCGGCAUCGUAAUAACUGGAUUUACUGCUUGGCAUUGUUAUUUGACGGUUCGAGGCCAAACGACGAUCGAGAGCUUGGAAAAGACGCGGUAUCUGUCGCCACUGCGGAACAGCAUGAAAGCUCAGCUUUCAGACCGCAACUACCUGGACGCCCAGGCCAACGGACGGUUGAGCAUUAGCGACCAGUUGCGCGAGAUCCAUGCGAAUGCCCUACCAGGAGUCACCAGGCCAGAGGAAGGUGUUUCCUCACCCGCCCAGCGUUCUUCACGGUCACCAGCACCAACUAGCAACGGCUAUUCACACCCGAACCAACAGUCUUACGAAUGGCGUGAGCGGCAGCAGAAUUACGAUCGCUACGAAGACUACCUCGAUGAACGGGAUAACGAACAACUUCCGAAUGCAUUCGAUUUGGGCUGGAAAAGGAACGUGGGGCACAUAUUCGGACCUUCUCCACUACUAUGGUUCGUGCCAAUAAUCAACACGACCGGCGAUGGAUGGUCGUGGGAGGCAAGCCCUAAGUGGCUAGCGGCAUGCGAGCGCAUCAAGAACCAGCGCGAGGCAGAAGAAAGAAUUCAAAAACAGCGUGAGCGCGACGCUGGCUGGGGCGUCGACUCCCCUACCGAAGCAGAAUUCCGGCGAAACGGACGCGCCCCUGAGCCCUGGCAGGUCAACCGUUUCGCGCCGCCCCAGCGGACGCCCAGAAGGCCAGAUUGGCAGGAAACGCGCCGACGAGGAGAGGACGCCCGGUACUUGACCACGUCAAACGGAAUCGUAUCCACGCCGACCGAGGGCCGCCGCAGCCCGAGCAAAGCCGAUCAGAUCCUCGGACGUGAAAACGGAAUGUACGCAGACGGCGACGUACAACUUCAACCGAUCGACCGCCGGAAAUUCGACCAGUACAACUACAUCUCCGACGACGACGACGCAGACGACUACGAAGUCUCCAGCGACGAAGCGGCCGCCGACCAGCGAAAAGCGCCUAAACCCGUGCCCCUGCCCAAAACCAGGGACUGGAACGACAUCCCAGAAGACUUUUUGAGUGCGCCGCCUAAAGGAAGACGGAGGAGUCCUGCAGCGAGUCAGGAGAGGCAAGCGAAGAAGGCGCAGGAGUGGGAUGACUGGGACCAGGGUAAGGAUAAGGAUAGGUAG
Didymosphaeria variabile is the source of this 1671-nucleotide messenger RNA. It is a transcript of the gene PFA3, whose product is annotated as palmitoyltransferase for Vac8p. Gene Ontology annotation, molecular function: protein-cysteine S-palmitoyltransferase activity. The coding region runs from base 1 to 1671 and encodes 556 amino acids. The transcript is spliced from 2 exons. NCBI's taxonomy places the organism in Eukaryota, Fungi, Ascomycota, Dothideomycetes, Pleosporales, Didymosphaeriaceae. The record is from RefSeq and is a predicted model, not a curated record. Gene Ontology annotation, cellular component: endoplasmic reticulum; Golgi apparatus. Gene Ontology annotation, biological process: peptidyl-L-cysteine S-palmitoylation; protein targeting to membrane.